Messenger RNA from Trichoderma asperellum CBS 433.97, 3445 nucleotides. RefSeq lists its product as uncharacterized. The record is from RefSeq and is a predicted model, not a curated record. NCBI's taxonomy places the organism in Eukaryota, Fungi, Ascomycota, Sordariomycetes, Hypocreales, Hypocreaceae.
GCUGACGAGCUUUGUCUCCCUUGUGCCGCUUUGAACUCGCCGCAAUCUGGCGGUCUAUUUUUACGCCUCCUCGCCCAUUCGACUGCUGGCUUGCUAGGCAGCAUAAAGCGACCCUAGCAAAAAUGUCCAGCCAUAAGACUCGACCCGCUCGGUCAAAUAGCUUGCAGCGCAUGCUUGAGCUCGAACGUCGUUACAUGCUCGAACGACUUGAAGCUUCGCGCAAUUCUAUAUCUAAACCCGACACUGUCUCCAGACCACCACCUGCGCCGUCAAGUCGCCCAGCAGCUCAGGCUUAUCGCAUUGAAUCCUCGACUCAAAAGGAUGCUCGGAAGGGCGCUAGCACAACCAGAGACAAGAUGCCCAUCACUCAAAUAGUUCCGCUCACCAUCAACAUCAGCUCCACCAAUCUUGGGCUGGAUGCGACAACCGAGACGGGUACCGACGCGCAAAUAAAAACGGUAAUUUUACCUCAAAGUCAGCCAGGGAGCAAGCCGGUACUUAAAGCUGUAUCAUUUGAUGUUCCCCCAAGUGGUGAUGAAGAUGAACGAAGGUCCAUCUGCCAGUCUCCAAGUUGGGAGGCAUAUGGCCGGCGCAAAAAAACUGAGAAAAAGGAUGUGAAAAAAGAGCAGAAGAAGGAGCAGUUGAAGAGGGAGCAGCAGAAGAAGGAAGAGGAGAGAAAGGAACAAGAGAGAAAAGAGCAGCUGAGAAAGGAGCAGCUGAGAAAAGAGCAAUUGAAAAAGGAACAGCUGAAGAAGGAGCAGCUAAAAAAAGAACAGUUGGAAAAAGAACAGCGCAAAAAGGAGCAGCAGGUGAAGGCAACAAAGCGUGAAAAGGAGGAAUCCACGCUCAGGAAUGCUUUAAUUAAGAAGAAGCGCUUGAGCAAGCAACCUCCCGCUUCUUCGCCGCAUGCCAUAGACCAAGCGAAUCGUAUGACAUCCGCGGCGGCGCUGGCGGCUUCGAGAGAUAGACAAAGACCUUCAAGCGCUCUAGAAUUUACAACUCCCUCCGGAGAUGAUGUGCCCAGUCGCCCUCAUCAUGGACGAUCAGGCUCUUUCACCUCUCUGAUCAGGUCUCCCUUUGAGUCUCGGCGGGCUUCCCUUGAAACCUCUCGUCCCAGUGAAACCGGCUUUAUUGGAGGCAUAAAGCUGGAAAUUCAACGACACGCCGCCUACCAAAAAACUGUGGAAGGGCCUGAGAAGAUGGAUGAGUCUAAAAUCCAUCCAGCGCUCCGGACGAACAAUGCGCACAACCAAAAGUGGUCUGCUCCCCCUGCCCGCCCAAAUCCAGAGUCUCAGCGACGGGCUUACCCUCCCAUCACGAGACAUCCAGCUACUGCAGCCAAGACAAGGUCUCUCAUCUCUUCGGCAGAAAUGGAUGCUUCAGAUGCGGGAACAAUGGACAGAUGGAGAGCCUUUGUUGGCUUGAAGCCCAAGGACUCCGGGGAGUCAUCAAAGGCCGCUACUCAGCAACAAGCUUCGAAGCAGCCCGUCACGACCAAUGAGGCAGCAAACCCUGCGUCUGCGGUGUCACCGCCUCAGACAAACGUGAAGGAGAAGCCGGCCGUCGUUGCUGCUUCCCAAACAAGCAGAGGCCCUGACAUCUCCCAGCCAAAUCUCCCAAACGGCAGCGGGAAGCCUUUGGACCAGAGCUCAAAACCUAAGCUCACUGUAUCUACCGCCAUUCUCCCGUCAAAUAGCCCCGUUCCUGCUCCAAGGCCACAGCCCAGGGAAAAGACAGCCCAGCCCAGCCUUGUAUCCUCCCCUGAUGGUAUGAAGAGCGGCGAAAUUGCAGAUAAAGGUCUCACUCAGAAUGUAGCCUCUUCACAGCUAUCUUUGCCACCAGCCCCACCUCGUCGAAGUUCAAAGAGAAACUCACUUCUGAGCUUGAAUUCAGUAUCAUCUGUGUCUUCACCACGCUCACCGGCACAUAGACCUAGCAGCUCUGACUCGUCCAAUAGCAAUCAUGAUCUAGCUGCAGUUAAAUCAAACGGAGUUUCCGAGUCUCAUACAACUGUCACAACUCCGCAUGGACGGGCUCACAACUCCCCCAACCUAGUGACGAGCGCUAUCGAACCAAAAGGUGUAGAGCUACAGGGGGGUGGUGCAUCUCUGCGUACGUCUACACCACGAGAGGCCAGUCGCAUUGCUAGGGACCACAGGCCGGACCCAAUAAACAUACCAUUAUGGGACGAUAUUGAGUCUUCUGUUUUGCAAGCGAUCGACACAAAAAUAUCGCUAUCUCCGAUCCGCAAAUCUCACAAUUCCUUGCGGGACGAUAGCGAUUUCACCGUUCGUCGGCUCACAGACGGCCCAGCCCCCACGACCUCGGGAGAUGACUCUUCGUCUGACGAUUUCCACUCAAUAUCGAUGCCUGGUACGCCUGACACCUCCCGAGCUCAAUCCGAAAAGGAUAUUCCCCCCAUGAAAGAUGCUGAGAGUAAGCGAUUAGCUACGGAGAGUCGCAUGAGAACUAGUUCCCAAAGCCCAGCUAGACAGCCGCUUCUCCUCCAGCCAGGGGCUGGCUCGAGCCAGAAUAGUCUGGGGCUGAAGAAUUCACGACCUGUGGGCAAAACGACCACUGCUGUUGUCCCCGGACAAGCCAUUUACCACCGGCUUCAGUUGGAGGCUGAUGUGAUACCUGGAGCCGAUUUCCUACCGAAGUUGAAGCAUCAGCCUCUAAAGGUGGUGGAACACGUAGCGAUGCCAAAGCAGCACCUUCAGUCAACACUGCUAGUCCCUGGGCCAGCUUUAUACCUCGAAGAAGCUCGGAAGGCAACUCCCUUGGCCCCUCCUCCUCCACUGCUAGGAUCGCCUCGCCUUGGUCCAAAAGUCACACCGCCAUCCUCUAUCCGGAGCCAGCCUUCAUCCACAUCUGACCUUGCACUCGCAAAGGCGCCACGGCACGUACCAGGGUCGCCUGUUGUUGGAGGCGAACCAAUUGCAAAGAUGUUUGUCGAGUGCUGCGGAUGCAAAUACUUUCACGACAUGCCCAGCAACCUCUAUGAAGCUAUGGCUAAUCCAGAAGCCAUCAUUCGCCCGAGAGGUAAUGUUGGGUUCGCUGGCGCAGUAUCUAUGACUGUGAAGUGCCCGUGGUGUUCCCACGAAAUGAGCACCAAAUGCUGUGCUGGCUAUGCUGCCAUGGUCUAUGUGAAGGAGAGACUGCACUAAUAAGCGCGCCGACCUCUCCUUUGCUUCUGUUCAUAUCAAAACUAUUUAUGAUUUUACGACUUUUCUCAGCAAUAAGCUUAAGCUUUUGCAACGAAUCUCUUUCCAAAUAACUAACCAUAAUAGGAAGAAUUAUCUGAUGGACUUCUCUCGUCACUUUCGUUUUCUUUUUCUUUCUCAUUUAUGAUGAUUAUGAUUAUGACAAUGUAUAAAAGCUUGAAAGAUAAUUAUGGACUACACUAAUUACCAAGUUUGCUUUGGAUUUGUUGCUGAUAUGGACA